This is a messenger RNA of Fusarium fujikuroi IMI 58289, 1461 nucleotides long. RefSeq lists its product as uncharacterized. Gene Ontology annotation, molecular function: metallopeptidase activity. Lineage: Eukaryota; Fungi; Ascomycota; Sordariomycetes; Hypocreales; Nectriaceae. The coding region runs from base 1 to 1461 and encodes 486 amino acids. The record is from RefSeq and is a predicted model, not a curated record. The transcript has 4 exons.
AUGAAGUCCAUCCUCUUCCUAGUUGCCUCUAUCGCCUUCACCUCUACGUUCGCUGCAUCAGUACAUACUGCAGAUAUUGAUGAUCUUAAAGGAGCAACUGAUACGUUCAAUGCUGCACUUAGAGAGAGUCAAUAUAACCUCACAGAAGCAGACGGAGAUGUAGGUGACUUUGCCACGAGACUCUUCGGCUUCGAAGGCUGUGGUUACUGGGGUUCUCUCAAGCGGAAGGCAAUUUACUCUGGUUGGCAGCAAGCCUGGCAUAUGAUGGACGCAAUUCAAGGAAAGGAGCUCAACUGGAACGAAGCUGCAGCAGUAGAAUUCUUCGCACCUCCUUUCAUCAACGAAGAAGAGCAGUCUGCCAUCAAAAGCACUAUCUCCCCACUUCUAUCUUCUUUAGCUGGCAGCAGUCUCAAUCCGUUUCAAUGGCGACUUCAUGUUCGUUGCGACGAUCCUAGCGAUAUAUGCAAAUGCAAACCACACACUCAGCUGGCAUACACAACCAACAAAGACCAGGAGUCGGGAAAAGCACGUAUCGCGUUUUGUCCCAAUUAUUUCCUUGAGCCAGAUCUUCUCAAAGUCAUUGAUGGAAACAGCAAGAAGGAGUUGCCCAUAGAACAUCGUGCAGAUCUCAACAACUACGUUCGCAAUAAAGGACGUGUUUGGUUCCAUGAGCUUCUCCAUGUUGAUUGGGCCUCUGGCGUGGACCCGCGCUAUAAUAUUGCUGAUCUUCAUGCUCUGUACGUCCGGGGAGACCAAACCAUCGUCAAGCAAAAGAUUUACAACCCAGCGAAGACGAAAGGUCUCGCUACGUUUCCCCUCGAUCCAGCUUGUUGGAUUAAGAGAAGCGCUGAUAACUUCGCCAUGUAUGCGAUGGCCAAAACCGUUCAAAAGAUCACUGGCAAUUAUCCUCAUCUUCCCUUCGCCUCAACAUUAGAAUCCAUGGUUGGCACCGAAGGUCAAGGCAAGUGUCAAGCCUCUGAGGAUGAACAUGGCCCUGGAGACAAGGGUCUUGUUGUCCCAAAGACCUCUAGUGCCUGGUUUUCGGGUCAAGAUCGUUACCCCGAGGACUAUAAUCGCCAAUUACGAGGUUGGUUGGCCGAUGCGAAUCCUCGCCACAACCGUGUUCGCAUCGUGCUAAUGCAAACUUUGAUGGGGUCCCAAUGGAUAGCUAUUCAAGAUACACCCGAAGAGCCUGUCAAAGACUUCUGCCUCGCAAAAGUCCUAUCAAAGGUACCCGCAAAGGCAGACGAGGACAACCCGGAGUUUCCAACUGAACUUCCUGCAUUCGAGGCCCAUGGAGCCAAGGGGUGCAUUUAUUCUGGAACUUCUAACAUUGUAGGUAAUUUGACUUGUGAGAAUGGUCCUUUGGAUAUUCGCUGCUGGGAGGACCCUGAAUGGAGGGAGAUGUCUUAUUGUGAUGGAGGGAAGUACAUGCUGGGAAUCAAGUGUGACUGGGCGUGA